AUGGCCGAUCUUCAAUCAGCAUCCCGAGGGAAACUGAAGCCCUACAAACUGAGGACAGCCUGUGAUGCUUGCCACAUGACAAAAGUUAAAUGUUCUGGAGAAAAGCCAACCUGCGCUCGGUGCGCACAUAGCGGUGCAACAUGCUCCUACAGCAUAUCCAUGGUCGGAAAGGUCACUGGCCCGCGAAAACGAAAACACAGCGUUAGAAAAGCAGUAGAAGACGCCACGACACCCGAGCAAGCAUCUAGCAAUGCUGCAGAAUCUCCCAACGACAAUAACAACAACAUCCAAUCCCCUUUCAACACCCUUGACAACAACCUCUUCACCUAUUCAUCAGGCUUGACGCCAGCGCAUGCCUCUACUUCGAUACCUCGUGGUGCUGGAACCGACAUGUCCACCAGCAACUGCAGCCCGGACUCGGGCAACCUCUCCGGCCUAUCACCUCCCGGACUCUAUCCUUCUACUUCCCUCACCACCCCUUCAGACCCAGACUAUAGCGAUUUCACUCAGCAACUGAAACAAGGACUCUUUUUAACAGCCAGUAUGGGCCCAGACUCGAGCAGCAUACAAGGCAUAACACUUGACCCGUCUGAAGCGUGGGAACUUACACGACAAGCCUUGGGACCUCUUGGAGAGAGCGGCCCUCCAGGCUCAUCAAGCUCUGGCCGCUACGCUACAAGUGACAACACGGACGCCUCCGUGCUAACCGGCGCUACUGGUCAGCAACCCCUAUUAGACCAUGGCCGGCUAGUCGACUGCUUAAACACACUACAGCAGCUCUGGGACCGGCGCGGAACAGACUGUUCGCCACCUGACCAGAUCCUAGCGACAAACAGGGGCGCUAUUACAACGCUUACCGACAUCAUUGGAAGAUUCGGCUUCGGCUGCAAGUACCCGACGAGCCUCGUGCUGUGUCCGUUAAUCCUGCAACUAGUCGCAGAGCUAUACCAGCAUAUGCGUCACGAGGCAGCCCAAAGUAACGACAAGGCCGCCUCCGACAGCAUGUCAUUGAUGAUGGGGGAUGCAAGCUCGCGACCCAAGUUUGGCUAUGGCAACUUUGAGAUUGACCACGACUGUCAGGCAGUAUUGUUCAAUGCCAUCACACUAAAAGAGGUCGACAGGGCCCUGCGGUUAUGGGAGCGCAUGUGGCAGCUGCUCGAUAGCCAGCAGUCGGAACGCUGCCGCAACAAAUAUAUAAGUCAAGGCGUUAUGGUAGACUCGCGGAACAUAUUAUUAGAUAUAAGAAGCAAUAUGGAGAGCAUAUCGAGAGGGGACAUGCAAAAGGACCUCCGGGGGUUAGUGGUCGAACAAUGA
Molecule: messenger RNA, 1314 nt
Organism: [Torrubiella] hemipterigena
Lineage: Eukaryota; Fungi; Ascomycota; Sordariomycetes; Hypocreales; Clavicipitaceae
Source: the annotation of a GenBank genome assembly